Molecule: messenger RNA, 2604 nt
Organism: Macadamia integrifolia
Lineage: Eukaryota; Viridiplantae; Streptophyta; Magnoliopsida; Proteales; Proteaceae
Product: probable inactive ATP-dependent zinc metalloprotease FTSHI 3, chloroplastic
Exons: 4
Coding region: 360-2279 (639 amino acids)
Biological process (GO): proteolysis
Cellular component (GO): chloroplast thylakoid
Molecular function (GO): ATP binding; ATP hydrolysis activity; ATP-dependent peptidase activity
Source: RefSeq, a predicted model, not a curated record
UCCUCGGUACCCAGAGUUCUUGGGAAGUUGCUGUAGAUAAGCCGUGAGAGAACUCAAAAGGACAAAACAGAUACCCUCGGUCUUCAUCGCUAGAAACUUCAAAUUCUCACUUUCCCUCGCCCCCCAACAAGGAAACCAGGUACUUCUUCGCCCUCAAUUCAUUCGGCUCCAAAUUUCUUAGAGGUUUCUUACAUAAGGUCUUUCGUAUUUGGAUUCAAUGUUUCAAUCGUUUCUUAAUAAACAGAACAAUUCUGACCCUUUGUGAGGAAGAAAUUCAAUCCUGAAUACCGAAAGUAAAUGGGUUUCUCGGAUUGAGUGGUUGAAUUCAAGUAUCUGUCUAUUUCUUGGAAAAUAAGAAAAUGGCUCUGUUUUCCAUUAUACCCGCUUGUGGUGGUUCUGGUAAUCAGGUCUCAUGUUUCAAUCAAUCAACAAUUUUCUUCAGUAGAAACAGUUUCAGAACUCAAUUGAGAAAACCCAACCUUUCUGGGACUUUUAAACGUCUUUCUGCUUCAGAUUUUCUUUCCUGUUCUAGUUCACCAUCUUUAUCUUCAUUCGGUCAUCAGUGUUGCUAUAAAUCUCGAUCUGGGUUGGCAUCUAAUAGAAUAAUCAGGUCUGUGGUCAAUAGAAACAGUGGAAACGAGAAAAUUCAUUUGGGCAAAAGAGAUAAGUAUGAGAAGAAAAUGCGUUUCUCGUUGAGAUUGCGCUCAAGAUUACGUUUGCUAUCAAUGAGACUGAAAAGUGUUUCAUCCCGGGCAUCGCUAAAUGAAUUUGGGACUUUCUUGCGUAAAAACUUGAAGGGGGUAACCCUCUCCACUUCUAUUUCUGUAGCCUUGGGUUUGUGCUACUUGUUUCUCAAAUUAACUGCAAUGCCAUCACCAAAGAUUGUUCCAUACUCGGACUUGAUAAUGAAUCUUCAGAGUGGGUCUGUAUCAAAAGUAAUCUUUGAAGAGGGGUCUCGCCGUAUAUUCUACAACAUCAAAUAUCAGGGUCCUGAGAACACUCAGAUGGGUCCUGAGAAUGCUCAGAUGGAACAUCAACCACCUUCAGAAACUACUCCGAGUGUUACUGAGAAUGAUAUUGUGGCUGGGAAAGAUGGAACUAAAAUUCAAACAGUGAUAGGUAACAAUGUGUUGAGAAGAUUUUCAAGAGCCCGAUCUGCUCCAGAGUGGCAAUACUCCACUAGAAAGAUAGAUCAUGAUGAGAAUUUUCUUCUAAGCUUGAUGAGAGAAAGGGGAACUACUUAUAGCUCAGUUCCUCAAUCAGUGUUUGUGUUAAUGCGAAGCAUUUUAAUAACUGUGCUUUCUCUGUGGAUCCCUUUAACUCCUUUAAUGUGGUUGCUGUACCGUCAACUUUCUGCUGCCAAUAGUCCUGUGAAAAAGCGGAGGCCCACCAAUCAGACAGUCGGCUUUGAAGAUGUGGAGGGUGUUGAUGCUGCUAAACUGGAACUUAUGGAGAUAGUGUUGUGUCUGCAAGGGGCUAUCAACUACAGCAAAUUGGGAGCAAAGUUACCCAGAGGUGUCCUGCUUGUUGGUCCACCUGGAACAGGGAAAACAUUACUUGCUCGUGCGGUGGCUGGAGAAGCAGGGGUGCCAUUUUUUGCGGUUUCUGCCAGUGAAUUUGUAGAAUUAUUUGUUGGAAGAGGAGCAUCACGCAUUAGAGACAUUUUUAACAUGGCAAGAAAAUGUGCACCAUCAAUAAUAUUUAUUGAUGAGCUCGAUGCUGUGGGAGGAAAGCGUGGUCGUAGUUUUAACGACGAAAGGGACCAAACUCUAAACCAGCUAUUGACAGAGAUGGAUGGAUUUGAAUCGGACAUGAAAGUCAUUGUUAUUGCAGCAACUAAUAGACCAGAAGCACUAGAUCCGGCUCUCUGUCGUCCCGGUCGCUUCUCACGAAAAGUAUUCGUAGGGGAACCAGAUGAAGAUGGGAGGAGAAAGAUUCUGGCUGUACAUUUGAGGGGAGUUCCUUUGGAGGAAGAUUCAGAUCUUAUUUGCUUUUUGGUGGCAUCUCUCACUCGGGGCUUUGUAGGUGCUGAUCUAGCUAACAUUGUCAAUGAAGCUGCUCUGCUUGCUGCUCGCAGAGGUGGAGAGACUGUAACCAGGGAAGAUAUCAUGGAGGCUGUAGAACGAGCAAAGUUUGGGAUAAAUGAUAGGCAGCCAACUCGUAGUACCAUAAGCAAGGAACUUGGUAAACUGUUUCCAUGGAUGCCAUCUCUGCAAAGAAGGGAUGACAUGAGAAAUGACAGGUUGCAAGUGCCUCUGGGCUAUCAAACACUCAUUUGAUGGUUCUGUCUUUUCGGGCGAGCCCAUUAUGUUCUUCCUAAGAGUAUGCUGCAUUUUUUUUUCCACUAAGAGAGGAAAUGCUUAGUCCUACAAUCCUCGGAUCACGGGCAAAGUUAAUCUUUAAAGUGACAUUGGUAUAGCAGCAUUUCCCAUGAUGGCCAUUGAAAAAUUUUGCUUCCUAGUUUCUUCUGUGUAAUUUUUAAGCCUUCCUGUCCUAAAUUUUUUGUUGAAGGACAUCCUACUUGAUAGGGCUAUAUAUAAUAUUAUACUUCCAUUGAAUGACUGAGAUUGCCAAUCAAUAUCAAUUUUUGGACUUUGUUGAUCA